GUGCUACAACGAUAAACCGUGGGAUCAACAGCGACGCACAAAAAAAAAAUGUCGUGCUCGAGCGAGCUGUCUCGAUCGCAAGAGUACCUAAGCUUUCGGAGUUCCGUCCCGCUCAGGAAAAUUAUCGUUGACGUCGAUGGCACUAAGGGAUGGAAGGUAUACGACUCCAGUCCAAAAACCAUAAAGUGCCCCUUAAUAUGUCUUCCACCGGUUAGCGGAACGGCGGACAUUUUCUUCAAACAAAUAUUGGGCUUGGCGGCCAAAGGAUACAGAAUCAUAUCGGCCGAAUCACCGGUUUAUUGGAACGUUAAGGAAUGGUGCGACGGAUUUCGAAAACUCUUGGAUUACAUGGAACUAGACAAGGUGCACCUGUUUGGAGCUUCAUUAGGCGGAUUCCUGGCACAGAAGUUUACCGAAGUUAACGCCCACUGUCCCAGAGUAGUGUCGUUGGUGCUCUGCAAUACGUUUACAGACACCUCGGUGUUUAGUUACAAUGAUUCAGCUGCAGUGUUUUGGAUUCUACCGUCGUUGGUGUUGAAGAAAAUGCUGAUGGGAAAUUUCGUGACGCAGAAAGUCGAUGGAGAGAUCGUGGAAGCCAUAGAUUUUAUGGUGGAGAGGCUGGAGAGCUUAACUCAAGCGGAAUUGGCGUCUCGGUUAACGAUAAAUUGCGUAAACUGUUACGUGCAGCCGCAGAAGAUAUGUCAUUUGCCCGUUACUAUCAUAGACGUUUUCGACGAGUACGCCUUGUCGAAUUCAGUGAGAGAAGAGAUGUACAAAUGCUACCCGAACGCCAAGUUGGCGCAUCUGAAAAGUGGGGGGAACUUUCCGUAUUUGAGUCGGUCCGAAGAAGUGAAUUUGCAUUUACAGAUUCACUUGAGACAAUUCGAGGGCACGGAAUAUGCUGCCUCCACGAGAACACAGGUUACACCGCAAAAUACCGACGGCUAACACCGAGUCCAGGUGUUGGAAAGGUAGAAAGACCUAAAGUUGUCGACUGGAGACGACUUGGAUACACGCGUUCCUCUACAUGCCGACCAGUUGUCGAUCAAAUUGAUUUUCGCGUCAUUCUCUACGACGGGUACCUAUUAAAACUCCUGGUUGAUAUAGCAAUCUCGAAACAGUUACGCCAAGAUGUUCAUCGUCAUUCGUAUCAGACAUACCGAAGUUUUAUAUAUAUAUGUAUAGUAAUUAGUCUUACGAAGCGUGCGCUCUUUCUAUUGUUAUAUUUUUUUAAGGGAACAAUAACCGAUUGUAAGGCGCUUCCAAUCUCGCUUGAAUUUGAAUCGCUGAACGUUAACGUCAAUCCACCGAUAACAUUUACGUUGUCAUAAAUACGUAAGAAAGCAAUGUUCACACGUAACAGAAAAUUAAGACCACGAAAUGAAAUUAAUAUCGAUGAUAUAUUUGAUCUUCGAAUCAACGUGUAAAUAUACUUCUUCAAAAUAAAUAUACUUUUGUAAGAAACGU
Molecule: messenger RNA, 1467 nt
Organism: Hylaeus anthracinus
Lineage: Eukaryota; Metazoa; Arthropoda; Insecta; Hymenoptera; Colletidae
Product: maspardin-like
Exons: 7
Coding region: 49-948 (299 amino acids)
Source: RefSeq, a predicted model, not a curated record